CUGGAACCUUGUCCCAAGUUAAGUUACCUAAGUUAAAGCUUGACAUCAGCAAAUCCUAUCCACUGCCAGCCAUCAUUUGGCAUUCCAUCGCUUCGUUCCGUUUCGUUUCCUUCCUUUCGUUCCACACUACCGUCGCGCACGAAUCGCGAAAUACACAUCACAUCAUGGGCAAGCGCAAGUCCUCAAGCAAGCCCAUGGGGCCCAAGAAGAAAGAUCCCCUUCCCACCACUUUCGCAUGCCUCUUCUGCAAUCAUGAAAACUCAGUCUCGGUAAAGCUCGAUAAGAAAGCUGGCGUCGGUCAACUCGACUGCCGUGUUUGCGGUCAAAAAUUCCAGUGCGCAGUGAACUACCUCUCCGCUGCGGUUGACGUCUAUGGUGAAUGGGUUGACGCGGCCGAUGCCGUCGCCAAGGAAGACACCGCGGAGCCCGGCUACGGUGGCACAUCUCGAGGAGGUGGACGAGGCAACCGAACGGCGGUCGAAGAUGACUACGACGACCAAUACGGAGAUGAUGAUUAUUAAACGUUUCUUUUACGCGCCCUGUAACAAUACCAAGAUUUGCUACGUCCUUUGCUCGACAA
This is a messenger RNA of Fusarium graminearum PH-1, 580 nucleotides long. RefSeq lists its product as uncharacterized. The record is from RefSeq and is a predicted model, not a curated record. The transcript is spliced from 4 exons. Bases 165 to 521 code for a protein of 118 amino acids. Gene Ontology annotation, molecular function: RNA polymerase II complex binding. Gene Ontology annotation, cellular component: transcription elongation factor complex. Lineage: Eukaryota; Fungi; Ascomycota; Sordariomycetes; Hypocreales; Nectriaceae. Gene Ontology annotation, biological process: transcription elongation by RNA polymerase II.